Geodia barretti is the source of this 861-nucleotide messenger RNA. The record is from the annotation of a GenBank genome assembly. NCBI's taxonomy places the organism in Eukaryota, Metazoa, Porifera, Demospongiae, Tetractinellida, Geodiidae.
AUGGGCCGGCGCGGCGGGCAGGCACUCGGGAUUCCGCCCUCGGGCGCGCAGGACGGAUUCGCGCUCAGGAUCGCCAAUCUGCUCGUCGGCAACCCGCCGGGAGGCCCGCUCGUGGUGCGCGAGGACCCGGGCGCGGCCGGCCUUGAGAUGACCCUCGGCCGAUUGAAGCUCAGGGCGCUACAGGACCACCUACUGGCGCUCACCGGCGCCGACACGGGCGCGACCCUGGAUGGUGAGCCGGUGCAGUGCUGGUCAUCAUUCGUCUUGCGUGAGGGCCAGACGCUCGCCUGCCGUCUCGCGAUGAGCGGCGCACGGGCCUAUCUCGCGGUCCAUGGCGGGAUCGACGUGCCGCUCUACCGGGGCAGCCGCGCCACCCAUGUCAGCGGCGGCUUCGGCGGGCUGGAGGGUCGGCCGCUCGCGCAAGGCGACCGCCUGCCGGUGGGCGCGGCGAAGGCCCCAGUCAUGGAACUCGCCGGGCGCCGGCUGCGGCCCGAUUUGGUGCCCCGUUACGCGCCGCCCAUGCAGGUGCGCGUCGUGGCCGGGCCGGAGGCACAUCGCUUCACCGAAGAGAGCGUCGAGGCCUUCUACACGACCGCGUGGAAGCUCAACCCGAAGGCGGACCGGACGGGGAUGCGUCUUCAUCGGCCUGAACUCUCCUUCAAGCCGGGGCGGCCACGCUACCUGAACGAGGAUGCCGGCGUAGACCCCUCCAACAUCGUCAUCGACCCCGGCGCGCCGGUCGGCACCGUGCAGAUCCGCCCCUUCGAGGAGGCCCGCUUCGUCCGUGUUUCCCACGAGGACGCGGUGGCGAUCCUCGCCGAACAGGAGUCCCUGAUCGCGGACCCAGACAUUAUCGUCUGA